Gopherus flavomarginatus (Mexican gopher tortoise) is the source of this 904-nucleotide messenger RNA. It is a transcript of the gene CCDC32, whose product is annotated as coiled-coil domain containing 32. Lineage: Eukaryota; Metazoa; Chordata; Testudines; Testudinidae. The record is from RefSeq and is a predicted model, not a curated record. The transcript is spliced from 4 exons. The coding region runs from base 105 to 644 and encodes 179 amino acids. Gene Ontology annotation, biological process: cilium organization.
GCUGGCACUGCGGUGCUGCCCUUCCGUUCGCUGAUUGGUCAGACUAGACGUCAGUGAAAUCUCCGUACGUCCCCAUUCGUCCUACCGUGGAGGAAUUCUGCAUAAUGAAAAUGAUUGAGAAUGUUGACUCUGUAGUGACCAGGUCAAGCCAGGACCUCUGGGCUGAAAUCUGUUCAUGUCUGCCAGACCCAGACCAGAAAGAUGACUUUAGUGAUGCUUUUACAGAUUCCUUCACAGAUUCUUACAUCAAUGGAGAAAGUCAAGAUGAAGAAUCAGCUGGUUCUUUCCAAGCAAAUCUGAAGCCCUGGGCACCUCUGAAAGAUUCAGAGAUAUAUUUAGCAUCACUAGAGAGAAGACUGAUGAGAAUUAAGGGUUUGUCUCAGGAAGUGACCUCCAAGGAUAUGCUGCAAACUCUGGCCCAAGCAAAGAAGGAAUGCUGGGAUAGGUUCCUGCAGGAAAAGUUUGAAUCUGAAUUUUAUGUGGAGGGACAUGAAUCUGAAGAGAGCACCCUGGAACAUUUAAAGCGGUGGCUGCAGCCUGAUAAAGUGGCAAUCAGUACUGAAGAGGUACAGUACCUGAUUCCCCCAGAGUCCCAUAUAGAGAAGCAAGAAACUGGGGAAGAGCCUCCAGCAGCAGAACAAUGAAAUGCACUCCAACCCAUGCAAAGCGGCUGUCCAAGGACUGAUGGAGCUGCAUUCAGUGGCAGUAAUAAAAGGGCAGGGUGAGGAAUUGCCAAUCUUUGGUCAGCAAAGGAAAGAGCUAUGGACAUCCAGAGGAUAGAAUUGCAUUUUUUUUAAUCGACAGGAGUGAAGUGUCCUGCAACUUUGUGCAUGCUGGACUUAAAUCUUGUUUUUAUCUACAUGGUUUUCCAUCUUGUAGCAAAACAAUCAUUCCAGUUUAAAAA